Molecule: messenger RNA, 948 nt
Organism: Linum tenue
Lineage: Eukaryota; Viridiplantae; Streptophyta; Magnoliopsida; Malpighiales; Linaceae
Source: the annotation of a GenBank genome assembly
AUGCUGCUCGCGUCUCUCCUGCUCUUCACUUCCCCAGCGGAAGCCCAGCUGUCGAGUAACUUCUACGACUCGUCCUGCCCCAACGCACUCACCACCAUCCGCUCCGGCAUCCAGGCCGCCGUCCGAACCGAGCAGCGGAUGGCCGCCUCCUUAAUCCGCCUCCACUUCCACGACUGCUUCGUCCAGGGCUGCGACGCCUCCAUCCUCCUCGACGACACACCUUCCUUCACCGGCGAGCGAACCGCCCGUCCCAACGCCAACUCCGUCCGCGGCUACGAAGUCAUCGACGGCGUCAAGUCGCAGCUCGAGAGCCAGUGCCCGGGGGUCGUCUCCUGCGCCGACAUCGUCGCCGUGGCAGCCCGCGACGCGUCCGAAGCAGUAAAUGGUCCCACGUGGACGGUCAACCUGGGGAGGAGGGAUUCGACCGACGCCAGCAGAGCCGCCGCCGAAUCCGACCUCCCAGGGUUCAACGACCCGCUCGACAGGCUCGUCGAGCGGUUCGACACCAAAGGGCUGAGCGCCAGGGACAUGGUGGCCCUCUCUGGGUCCCACACCAUCGGCCAGGCCAGGUGCGCCACGUUCCGCGGCAGGAUUCACAACAACGCCUCCGACAUCGACGCCGACUUUGCCGCCACGAGGAGGCAGCAGUGCCCCUCGGCCGCCGGCAACGGCAACGACAAUCUCGCGCCGCUGGACUUGGUGACGCCCAACUCGUUUGACAACAACUAUUUCAGGAAUCUGGUGGAGAGGAGGGGCCUGCUUCAGUCCGACCAGGUGUUGUUCAGCGGCGGGUCCACCGACGGUAUCGUGGAUGAGUACAGCAGGGACCCCGCCGCUUUCAGCUCCGACUUCGCUGCCGCCAUGGUCAGGAUGGGCGACAUCGAGCCGUUGACGGGCUCUCGGGGAGAAGUCCGGCGGGUUUGCACCGCCGUCAACGCCGCAGCUUGA